Molecule: messenger RNA, 524 nt
Organism: Meloidogyne enterolobii
Lineage: Eukaryota; Metazoa; Nematoda; Chromadorea; Rhabditida; Meloidogynidae
Source: the annotation of a GenBank genome assembly
UUAGCGAAAUGGCUGAACAGAUUGGAUUGGACCAUGUUGCUAGAUAUUCUAAAACAAAUGCUUCGGCUGAGUCGACUACUUCAAAACAAAUGGCUGCACAAUUUGGAGCAAUUAAUACUUUUCUUCAAGGAAUUGCUGUUGCUAAAGCUUAUGUUAAGUCAGUUCAACUUGGACAAAUUGAAAAGGAUGAUUACAUUCUUAAAGAGAUUAAUAAACUUUGUUUCAAACUUUCUGUUCACAGUGAAAAAUCUGCAGAACAAUGCAGUCGGGAUAAUUUACAGACUUCUGAUCAUAAAUUGUUGGUUUUAUUGAGUGCCUUUUGCAGUGUGCAAGGAGCGAUGUUUCAAUUGGUGGAGAAAGUAAAUACAUUGGCCCGUGAUCAUAGUCAUCGAGAGCGAUCUUCUUUUCUUCAACUUAUUUCGUCUGGCGAUGUAAAUAAACUUUCUCAUUAUUCUGGUGUGUAUCCUUCUAAUAUAUUUUUCUAAAUUUGUUUUUUGUGUGAAUAAUUUGGAAGAUAAAAGUAU